CUGUUUGUUCUCUCCUCCCCCAGCGCUUUCCUAUGGCUGUGAUCACAGUGACUUGGAUAGUUACUCCUAUCCCUGCUACCUCCAGUGGGUUUACAAACAGAUUUCCAUAGGUGUCUACACACAACUGGGACUCCCUAGACUCAUAAUAGGGAAUGCAUUGCCUAAAUUCCGCCCCCCUCCCCUUAAGCAUAUUUCUGUAAGAAAAGAAUUAUAAAGCACCCCUCCCCCCCGCAUCAGUGGCACAUUUCUGGACUACAUACAACCCCCUGGUGUAUUUCAGAGAGUUAAUUUGUCCCCCCGGACUACAUUUCCCCUGGCACCUUGGUACAAUUUACAGGCAGCUUGGUCUGCUCUGGCAUGGCUGAUUUGUAUGGUGUGGUGUACUGGCAGAAAAGGCAAGGCUGCUUCCACCAGGAGACAUCAAACAGUUCCUCAGAGUAUGGACCCUGGCCAUGUUGUGGCUGCUCUGGCAGGAAAGCUUCCUUGGGGACUGGCAAACGCCAUGGAUACAGCUAGUCACAGUCUAGUCCUCCUGCAGCAGUUGAACAUGCAGCGUGAGUUUGGUUUUCUCUGUGACUGUACAGUUGCAAUAGGAGAUGUUUACUUCAAGGCCCACAGAGCAGUGCUAGCUGCUUUUUCAAACUACUUUAAGAUGAUAUUUAUUCACCAGACAAGUGAAUGCAUAAAGAUUCAGCCUACAGAUAUCCAGCCAGACGUAUUCAGCUACCUGUUGCACAUCAUGUACACUGGAAAAGGUCCAAAGCAGACAGUCAAUCCCAGCCGGCUGGAGGAGGGCAUUCGAUUUCUCCAUGCAGACUACCUUUCCCAUCUUGCAAUUAAAAUGAACCAGAUAGUUUCCCCAGAGACUAUGCAGUCUUCAAACUUAUAUGGAAUUCAGAUCUCAACUGCACACAAAGCAACAAAGGAAAGUCUUGGAGCAAACGAAAAUCUGACAAAUGCCAGCAACAGGUCUGCUAACCAGGGCGAUCACCCACAGUUACAGCUCUCACUUGCCAUUGGACUAGAUGACGGUACCCUUGAACAACAGAUCACCCAUCCUUCCACCCAAGCAGCUGGGGCUGUCAAACCAGUGGAGGAGCUUCAGAAAUCAUGUGUGUCUAUAAAGCAGGAGAAAUGUGACCGCGAGCCAGUGGUGUCCCAAAGUCACACGUCGCCCUCUCCAGAUGUUUCUAAAACUAAUCUCAACGUGCAUUUAUGUCAUUACUGUGGGGAGUGUUUUGAUUCCCAUGGCAAUUUGCGGGAACACCUGCACACUCAUGUCUCUGGCUCACUUCCCUUUGGCGUCCCAGCCUCCAUCCUGGAGAGCAAUGACCUUGGUGAAGUGCAGCCUAUUACUGAAAAGCGGGAAGCUAUUGAAAGUCACCGGCUCGGUGCCUUCUUAAUGAAAGAGAAUGAGCAUCCAUCAGAACAUCCAAGCCAUAGUAACACUGAGCCAUUACAGUAUGGACAGUUGUCACUAAUCUCCAAAGACACUGAGCCUGUGGAGUUAAACUGCAACUUCUCUUUUUCAAGAAAGAGAAAAAUCAGUUGCACAGUCUGUGGCCACAAAUUUCUCCGAAAGAGCCAGUUGCUGGAACACAUGUACACACACAAAGGGAAACAAUUCAAAUACAACCGAUGCCAAAGGUUUGGUAACCCAGUACCCCACAGGUUUCAUCCUUAUUGUGACAGUUGGUCUGACUGUACAGUAAAAAGUUCCAGGCUCUCUCAAGAUCACCUAGAUUCAUCAUGUGCAGUGGAGUCUGAUCUUGCUCCAGAAAAUGUUGAUGCAAUCCUCGUAGAAUAGCUUUGUAUGUUGCCUCUGAUGAACUGAAAGCGUGAAUGCUUCAAUUUGUUUGUGUCCUUCCAUUUUGCUGAAUGUUCUGGGUACUCUUCUGAAGUUUUCUCUUUGCCUAACAGCUCUGUCUUCAGCGAGAUGAGACUGUAACAAUUAUGUGCCCCCUUUUACUUGGAUAUUUAAACCUUAAAAUCCAAGUUGGUUAGAGAACUAUUUGUUGGCGGUGUCCAGUUAACUUAGAUCCGUCUUUCAUAAAUGACAACUUAAUUGACCUGUGCUACCCAAGAUGAGAUUGUAGAAGUUAGUGAGUGUGGGGUUUAAACAUUUUGUAUACUGAGCAGAACUUUAGGACUGUGUGUGUGUCCUUAGAAUUAUUCUGAAACCAAAGUGGGUAGAAUGUGUUCAGAGGAUAUUACUUUUCUUGAUUAGUUUAAUAUCAAUUCCCUAGAAAGAGAGGCUAACCCAAAGUAUAGAAGACAGGUGGGAAAUGAACAGCACAUAAACCUCAGGCUGUUCCCUUCUCCUGGUAAUCCCAGGGGUUGAUGUAGAGACAGUGGCCCUGGUUCAGCAAGUGUUCGCAGUCCCAUUGACUGAAUACAUUCUUUAAGUGUGACAUCUGCUUAAGUGCUUUGCUGCAGGAGGACUAAUGUGCAUCCUGCCCCAUUCCAAGCCCAGCAGGCCUCCCCCUGCUUGAUCAGUCCCCUCCACAAAUGUGGAACCAAAUCCUACUGAAGCUCUUCAAAGGGUCCCAUUAAUGAACCUUCCUCUGUAAGAUGGAAUGAGAUCCAAGUGAAGAGUCUCCUCCAAGAGGAUCUAGGGCAGUGGUUCUCAGCCAGGGGUCUGCAGUGCCCCCCCACCGCGUGAGGCUGAAGCUGGAAGGUAUGGGUCUGAGCCCCAGAGCCCCAGUGCUCCCUGUGGAGCAGAAACCCUGAGCCCAUGGUGGGCAGAGUUGGAGACAUGGAGGGCAUUGCCCCCUCUCACCCAAACUGCAGUGCAAGAUCAAGGCAGUCCCAGGGGCACCUCCACACCUCCCCUGAGUCCCCUCACCAUCUCCUUUCCCCAUCCCCUGGCCAGGUUGGAGGUGGGAAGCCAGAGCCAGGCACUGUGGGGCAGCUGCUGCUCUGGCUGGUGCUAUGGAGCAGGCAGCUGCAGCGUUCCUUCCUCUCCUGCUCAUGUCCCAGGUUGAAGCUGCUCAUCAGCUCCCACCCUUCUUUGCUCCUGCAGAGCAGCUGGUAAGAGCCCCCUGGGUGGGGAGACCCGGCUCCAUGGUUGGCAGAUCCUUCCGGCAACAGGGACAGCAGGGGAGUCCUCCCAGCACACAGCCCUUAAUACUCCCUACACCCUGAGCCCCUAGUGCCCCUCUCCCUGCCUGCACACAGCCCCUAGCUACCCCCUCCCUGCAC
Messenger RNA from Chelonoidis abingdonii (Abingdon island giant tortoise), 3201 nucleotides. The record is from RefSeq and is a predicted model, not a curated record. NCBI's taxonomy places the organism in Eukaryota, Metazoa, Chordata, Testudines, Testudinidae.